This is a messenger RNA of Engraulis encrasicolus (European anchovy), 1017 nucleotides long. Its product is annotated as 2-oxoglutarate receptor 1-like. The transcript has a single exon. NCBI's taxonomy places the organism in Eukaryota, Metazoa, Chordata, Actinopteri, Clupeiformes, Engraulidae. Gene Ontology annotation, molecular function: G protein-coupled receptor activity. Gene Ontology annotation, cellular component: plasma membrane. Bases 1 to 960 code for a protein of 319 amino acids. Gene Ontology annotation, biological process: G protein-coupled receptor signaling pathway. The record is from RefSeq and is a predicted model, not a curated record.
AUGAUCUACCUUCCCAUUAUGUAUGGACUGAUAUUCAUGGUUGGACUGGUGGGCAACGUCACUGCGCUGGUUGUCUACCUGGUCAAACUCCGUCCUCUCAGCAGCAGCAGCAUCAUCAUGGUAAACCUGACCAUUGCUGACCUGCUGUACAUCCUAACCCUGCCCUUCCUGGUGCAUUUCUACUACACGGGCCAGUGGGAGUUUGGGGACUUCAUGUGUCGGCUGGUGCGCUCCUGUUUUCAUUUCAACCUGUACGGGAGCAUCUUGUUGCUGACGGUGCUCAGUGUCUUCCGCUACGUGGUGGUAGUGUAUCCCCUCAAGGCGGAGACAGUGAACAGGCCUAGUUUCGCUGUCAUCUGCUGCUUGGCUGCGUGGCUGCUCUGUGUCAUAAUCACCUUUCCUGUGUAUGGUCUGAUCAAGGCCGACACAGGAGCGCAGCAGGAACACAGCUGCAUUGACUUUGCCAGCCAGAGGAACGUGUGGGUGUACGGGUGGAUUCUCACCGUCUUGGGCUUCUUGAUCCCUCUGUUUGCGGUGUGCCUGAGUUACUCCUGUGUGGCCAGGGCCCUGUCCAGCGGAGGGGUGCUCCCUACGAGGUCGACACAUCUGCAGGCCCGCCGCCUGGCUGUGGUGACCCUGCUGGUGUUCGUGGUCUGCUUCACCCCGUACCACGUGCUCCGCCAGGCCCGCAUGUACACCGCCAUGAUGAGCAACGUGUCCCCCGCGCUGGAGGUCGGCGUUCACGCUGCGUAUAUCAUCUCGCGGCCCCUAGCUGCCCUCAACACGCUCUUCGACCUGGCUCUGGUCACCUUGGCUGGGGAUCGCUUUCAGCAGGCCCUGCGGAGCCUUCUCCACUGGAAUGGCUGCCUUUUCUACAGAGCCGCCCCACCACCACGGAGCUUUAUUCCAUCUGUUUACAGACCUAGGGGUUCGUCAGGCAAUGGCCUUAUUGAAAAUUGAUGAUCAACCAACCAGUGAUGAUGGGCCACUGGAAUUCUGACGCCACAAUUUUGUAAC